CCCAGCUUCUCCUUCCCUGCGCUCUCACAUCGCGGUCGUCGGGGACUUGAUUCUGCCUUUUACGCGCGACUUCGCGCUUCGAGUUGCGCGUUGCAUCUUUGAAUUAACCCAGAAUUUGCAAGUCGCGACAAAGACAUCAUGGCGGACUACCAGGAUGUCUACGAGGAGGAAUACUACGACGAUGAGGAGGAGGGAAUCACGUCGGAAGACUGCUGGACGGUGAUUUCAUCAUAUUUUGAUUCAAAAGGCCUGGUCUCUCAGCAGCUAGACUCUUUUGAUGAAUUUAUCUCCUCAACGAUGCAGGAGCUGGUGGAGGAACAGGGACAAGUUACAAUCGACCAGACGAUCACGCCCAACGAAGACGAAGUCGAUCCCGUCGUUAUCCGUCGAUAUCAAAUCAAAUAUGGCACUAUUAUGCUUGCUCGACCUUCCGUGGCGGAAAUUAAUGGGCGCACCACAAUCCUUUUGCCUAUGGACGCCCGUCAUCGAAACCUCACCUACGCCUCUCCAUUAUAUCUCAAUGUCGAUAAGAAGUUGACCGAAGGUCGCGAACGACGAACUGCGUACCGCGAUGGCGAGGAAAUGCUGGAUGGCAAUGAAGAUCAGAAGGCCAACAACACCUUUCUAGACUGGGAAGAGAAGCCUGUCACUGUCACAGAAGAAGAAGCCAAGGGUUGCUAUAUUGGCAGGAUACCGAUCAUGUUGAAGUCCAAGUACUGUCUUCUGAGGGACCUGAAUGAGCAGAGUCUUUACAACUGGAGGGAAUGCCCUUACGAUUCUGGUGGAUACUUCAUUAUCAACGGAAGCGAAAAGGUUCUUAUUGCUCAAGAGCGGAGUGCUGGAAACAUCGUCCAAGUUUUCAAGAAAGCUCCUCCAAGCCCAACGCCUUACGUGGCAGAAAUUCGUAGUGCCGUCGAAAAGGGCUCUCGCAUUCUCUCUCAACUGUCACUCAAACUUUUCGCCAAAGGUGACAGUAGUAAGGGUGGCUUUGGACCAACAAUCAGAUCUUCUCUUCCAUAUAUCAAAACCGAUAUCCCUAUAGUUAUCGUUUUCCGAGCCCUCGGUGUCGUUUCUGACGAGGAUAUCCUCAACCAUAUUUGCUACGAUCGCAACGAUACCCCCAUGCUCGAAAUGUUAAAGCCUUGUAUUGAGGAAGGUUUCGUCAUCCAGGAUCGAGAAGUUGCCUUGGAUUUCAUUAGUAAGCGAGGCUCCUCACAAACGAGCAUGAAUCAUGACAGGCGUGUGAGAUACGCGAGGGAGAUUAUGCAAAAGGAAUUCCUCCCUCAUAUUUCCCAGAGUGAAGGAAGUGAAACUAGAAAGGCAUUUUUCUUGGGUUACAUGGUGCACAAACUUCUGCAAUGUGCACUAGGUCGACGAGAUGUCGACGACCGAGAUCACUUUGGUAAAAAGCGUCUUGAUCUGGCUGGUCCACUUUUAGCCACGCUUUUCCGAACCCUAUUCACUCGUGUCACAAGAGACCUUACUCGUUACGUCCAGCGAUGUGUUGAGACAAACCGUGAGGUCGUGCUCAACGUUGGUCUCAAAGCGGCUACCUUGACUGGUGGUCUCAAAUAUGCUCUCGCGACGGGUAAUUGGGGUGAACAAAAGAAAGCUAUGAGCUCAAAGGCUGGUGUCUCUCAGGUGCUCAGUCGAUACACAUAUGCCUCUACACUAUCACAUUUACGACGUACAAACACGCCGAUUGGCCGAGAUGGAAAAAUUGCUAAACCUCGGCAGCUACACAAUACUCACUGGGGUCUGGUCUGUCCUGCUGAAACCCCUGAAGGUCAAGCUUGUGGUCUAGUAAAAAACCUGGCACUCAUGUGCUCCAUUACUGUUGGAUCACCUAGCGAACCUAUCGUUGAUUUCAUGAUCCAGCGUAAUAUGGAUGUGCUGGAAGAAUUCGAGCCGUUAACCACUCCAAAUGCCACAAAGGUGUUUGUCAACGGUGUUUGGGUUGGUGUUCAUCGUGACCCUGCUCAUUUGGUUAGCACAGUUCAAUCCCUUCGCCGAAGGAACAUGAUCUCGCACGAAGUCAGCUUGGUUCGCGAUAUUCGUGACAGAGAGUUCAAAAUUUUCACAGAUGCCGGUCGUGUAUCUCGACCGCUGUUUGUCAUAGAUAACGACCCAAGGAGCGAGAACUGUGGGUCAUUGGUACUCAAUAAAGAUCACAUUCGCAAACUUGAAGCGGAUCGUGAGCUCCCAGCGGACCUUGAUCCAGAGGAACGCAGAGAGCAAUAUUAUGGAUGGGAAGGUCUCGUCAAAUCCGGAGUUAUCGAAUAUGUUGACGCGGAAGAAGAAGAGACAAUCAUGAUUGCUAUGACCCCUGAAGAUCUCGAAAUUUCUAAGCAACUGCAGGCUGGUUAUGCGAUGCCAGAAGACAGUUCUGAUCCAAACAAACGUGUUCGCUCUAUAUUGAGUCAGCGCGCGCAUAUUUGGACACAUUGUGAAAUUCAUCCAAGUAUGAUUUUGGGUAUUUGUGCAAGCAUCAUUCCCUUCCCGGAUCACAACCAGUCCCCGCGUAACACAUACCAGUCUGCUAUGGGUAAACAAGCUAUGGGGGUAUUUUUGACAAACUUUGACCAACGUAUGGAAACGAUGGCCAACAUCCUUUAUUACCCUCAGAAGCCAUUAGCAACUACGCGGUCUAUGGAGUUCCUGAAAUUCCGAGAGUUGCCUGCCGGUCAAAAUGCUAUUGUCGCUAUUGCAUGCUACUCCGGUUACAAUCAGGAAGAUUCCGUCAUUAUGAACCAGAGCAGUAUUGAUCGUGGUUUGUUCCGUAGUUUGUUCUACCGAACUUAUACAGAGAGUGAGAGAAAACUUGGGCUGCAAACCGUUGAAAAGUUCGAAAAGCCUACGCGUGUCGACACUCUUGGCAUGAGGAAAGGCACUUAUGACAAGAUCGAGGAUGACGGUCUCGUUGCCCCUGGCGUGCGAGUCACUGGUGAAGAUAUUAUCAUCGGAAAGACAGCACCUCUCGCACCGGACUCGGAGGAACUGGGUCAACGUACCCAGGCUCACACCAAAGUCGAUGUUUCCACACCAUUGCGAGCGACCGAGUCCGGUAUUGUCGACAGGGUUUUGAUUACUGCCGGCAACGACGCAGAGCUGAAAUUAGUUAAAGUGCGCAUGAGGACUACCAAGGUUCCACAAAUAGGUGACAAAUUUGCGUCGCGUCACGGACAGAAGGGUACCAUUGGUAUCACGUAUCGCCACGAAGAUAUGCCUUUCACUCGCGAGGGUGUCGUUCCUGAUCUCAUCAUCAACCCUCACGCCAUUCCAUCCCGUAUGACAAUUGCCCAUUUAAUUGAAUGUCAGCUUAGCAAGGUAUCUUCGCUUCGUGGAUUCGAAGGCGAUGCGACACCUUUCACCGAUGUGACCGUCGACUCUGUGUCUCGACUUCUUCGGGAGCACGGCUACCAGUCACGAGGGUUUGAGGUAAUGUACAACGGCCACACUGGAAAGAAACUCAGAGCUCAAGUGUUCCUGGGUCCUACAUACUACCAACGUCUCCGACACAUGGUGGAUGACAAGAUCCACGCCCGUGCUCGCGGUCCAACUCAGAUCUUGACCAGACAGCCUGUAGAAGGUCGUGCACGUGAUGGUGGUCUGCGAUUCGGAGAAAUGGAACGCGAUUGUAUGAUUGCCCACGGUGCCAGUGCGUUCUUGAAAGAGCGUCUUUUUGAUGUGUCCGAUCCGUUCCGAGUCCAUAUUUGCGACGACUGCGGGUUGAUGACACCGAUUGCGAAAUUAAAGAAGGGUCUCUUCGAGUGCAGACUCUGCAACAAUAAACACCGCAUUUCGCAGAUACACAUCCCAUAUGCUGCUAAACUGCUCUUCCAAGAGUUGGCGGCUAUGAAUAUUGCGGCACGCUUGUUUACCGACCGCUCCGGCGUGUCUAUUCGUUAAUGUAUAUUAUUCUUCCUUGAAGGUUUUGAUCUGCGCAGGCAACGCUGUGGCUAUUACAGAAGGCUGAAACCUCCGUGGGUUUCCCGUCGUGGUAAUCCCGGAGUCCAUUCCUGUUGCGAACUAAAAUAGUAAUUACAGCAUUUUGGAGAAAUUGCGGGCAUAUUGAUUUAAGAGGACGCGGUCUUGUUGGGCAAGGGCAGAACUUGACUGCUCAUGUGAUUUAAUACACAGGGUAAAUGUACUCGUGAUAAGAAAUAUAUCUAUGAUAGAACCAGACACUUCUACUUCAACCACCCCAUCCACAUCCCCUCAUAAUCAACGCUCCAGAUCUAUGUCCCUAUCGGCAUAGUGAGAUGCCCAAGGUGCUCUCGCUCACGCGUAGAUGCAAACGCCUUUGUUUAUAUGCCAAAUUUUUCACCCCUCAACCCCUUAUCCAAG
Messenger RNA from Talaromyces proteolyticus, 4347 nucleotides. RefSeq names its product DNA-dependent RNA polymerase II RPB140. NCBI's taxonomy places the organism in Eukaryota, Fungi, Ascomycota, Eurotiomycetes, Eurotiales, Trichocomaceae. The transcript is spliced from 2 exons. The coding region runs from base 139 to 3909 and encodes 1256 amino acids. Gene Ontology annotation, molecular function: DNA binding; DNA-directed RNA polymerase activity; ribonucleoside binding. The record is from RefSeq and is a predicted model, not a curated record. Gene Ontology annotation, cellular component: RNA polymerase II, core complex. Gene Ontology annotation, biological process: DNA-templated transcription.